ACUGUUAAGGAUUCAUUUUUCUUAUUUUUCAUUCAGGAAAUUUAAGGGCUGGAUUAGCGCCGAAUUGAUGCAACAGUGGCCACAAAUGAUGAGUCACAGCCAAAGAUCCACGGCUCAUGUUGCUCCCUUUUGGCGGGAAAAUCAGAUGCAGCUGUGGGCGACAGACAGCACAGAGCGCGUGAGUGGAAAUUUCCCGUGUUGGAGAGGACAACACCGACGACAGGUACAAAUUUCUGUACACGUGGGACCCUCCGACGAAUAUCGGGUGUCUCUUUCUUUACGUUCUCUAUUCUACGUUGCUUCAUUUCUUUUAUUGAAUCAUUCUGCUAAUUGACAAAGUCACCCCUUACCCCUUAAAAUUUAACUGUUUUUUUAAUUACGAUUUAAUUUUUAUAAUAUAAUUUAAAGAAUUAUAAAUAAAAAAUUGUCAAAAAAAGGUUGUUAGUAGUUUUUUAAUUAUUCUUCAACAACAAAUGUCCACUUUAAUUAUAUAUCUUUCGGUGCAACUAUUGUUUCAAAAUAUAAUAGCGUGUGAUAGCUAUUUUAUUUACUUUUGUAAUAGUGGAUGCAUCCAUUAUUAGAUUAGCAAGUGAUCCAUCAUGGCAAGUUGGUGUUUUAUAGUUGGAGGUUGACAUUAAAUAUCAAUAUAGUACUUAAUGGUACUAACGGCCAACAAAACUAUAUUAGUUGGUAUUUUCUUAGAUUUAAAAUUGUUAGUAAUUGGACAUUUCUUUAUCAUAUUUACGAAGUGUCUAGGUAUCUUUUGAAUAUUGGUUUGGGGCAGGUAUAGAAUGGUAUUUGUUUUAUCAAAAUUUUGAAUGACAUUAUAAUAUUUGCGCUAUAAGUUAAGGUCUAGAUAUUUUGACAAGUUUUUAUUUUUCAAACAUGGUAGACUUGUUUCUAUAAUAUUUUCACUGUUUGAUUUCAUAGAACUUAAAUUGGCAACUUAUUAGUAGCAUAAAGUGUUGAUUUAGAGAUAACAUUUCGAAUUGUGGUUAAAAGGUUACUGUUUCAUCAGCUCUGGAAUCCAAAGUCAUAUAAGAAGAAAAUUUCUUUUCUCACACUGAAUAAUGCUGAGAAAAAUUGUUGCACUUUAUUUCUUAAAUUUAAACACGAGACUUUUUGCACAUCGCAAAUAGGAUUUAUUCUCAACAACAUUCUGAUAUCACUAAAAUGCAAUUACUGUUUGACAAGACAAUGGAAAAAAAUGACAACACGACAUUGUUAUAAACAAAUACGGGCUUAAGAAGGUACUUGUGUUAAAAUAUUAUGAAAUGUGGGAAACAUUGCUCAAUGCUCUAGAAUCCAAUUUUCUAACAAAAGAAACUCAGUUGUAUUUGUUUAGAAAAAGCUUGUUGCUGGAAACAAUUUAUAAUUGUAGAAAGAAAAUAAUAAUUGUACGAAAAAGAGGGAAGGAGAAUAGAGUAAUUUCGGAAAUAUAGUUGAUGCAAACGAAAUAGCGCAAAGUCAACAAGUCAACCGGAGUAACUUCUCAAAACCAAACCCACAUUAGUGCGGUGUUGCAUCAUGUCUUCUCUCUCUCAGCGCAUGAUUGAAGACCCCAACCUCCAACGAUGACGUGGCACUAAUCCAUUCGUUCAUUCCCUCUCGUCGGGAUUCAUACCAACAUGUUUUCAUUACUUUCUCUCUCUUCUGCUCUGUCUCACACCCAAACGUGCCUUCUCUUUUUCAUCCCUGCGAAAUUCUCAUACUUUUUCUCCUCUAUCCUAUCCCUUUCCGCUGCCAAAAUUCUCACGCACUUCAUAAGCAAUGCAUGAUAUUCUCAGCGAACGCGGUUUCGAUCUUUAAUUUGCCUCAUUUUUAACCGUUUUUUUUUUGUUGCUGAGUGAAAAUGCUUGAAGCAAUGGAGAGUUCAGUGAAUGGUGGGUUCUCACAGUUGCAGAACUGUGGAGAUAGUAGCGAGGAAGAGCUCUCUGUGCUUCCUCGUCACACCAAAGUGGUUGUAACUGGAAACAACCGCACCAAAUCCGUGCUCGUUGGUCUUCAAGGUGUUGUUAAGAAGGCUGUUGGGUUAGGCGGGUGGCAUUGGCUGGUUCUUACCAACGGCAUUGAAGUGAAGCUACAGAGGAAUGCUCUUAGUGUGAUUGAAGCACCCACUGGGAAUGAGGAGGAUGACGACCUUGAAUUUGAAAAUAUGCAGUGGAAUGGAUCAGAUAUGGCAUCGGACAACAAUCGAAAGUCGCACAAAUCAAGGCACAAAAUGCAUAAAUCGUUGGGAUCAUCUCAUAUGAGCUCGAGCAGGUCCUUCUCUGGUGAUUGGCAGUCCAAGGAAUCCAUUUCUAUGUCUCAUGGGUGGACGAAGGUUGACUUAAGCAAAUUGGAAAUGGCUGCAUUGUGGAGAUAUUGGCGACACUUCAAUCUGGUUGAUGUUGUUCCAAACCCAUCAAAAGAACAACUUGUAGAUGUUGUUCAGAGGCAUUUCAUGGCACAGCAAAUGGACGAAUUGCAGGCGAUUGUGGGAUUUGUUCAAGCUACAAAGAGGCUUAAGACUAUGCAAAUGAUGGAGUGAAGCAAAAUGAGGAUAUUUAUGUAAUAUUGUGUAUGCUAACAAAGUUAAUGGCGUCUAAUAUGAAUAUCCACUUCCCUCUGUAGUCUGUACUAUGCAUCUUCUGGAGCUAAAUUAGUAGUAGGUUAGUAAUGUGAGGUUAUAGAGGCUCUUGCUCUUUUGUAUCUGCCUAGUUAUGUAGAUAUGUGACCUCGCCAUUGGAUCUUCAGGGAAGUCUCCUCGGCUUCCUUUUCUAAGCUUUGAUUAAAUGUACUGCUGACCUGGGAAGUGGGUUUCCUCAGACCUUAAUGUAUAUAUUUUGUUCUUCUAACUUUGAUUGUUCUGUUUUGUUCGGUUGGGUGCCACUGCAAACAACCUUUCAUGAGUGGAGUGGUGAUUAACCUAACUAUU
Messenger RNA from Abrus precatorius (Indian licorice), 2917 nucleotides. RefSeq lists its product as uncharacterized. Gene Ontology annotation, biological process: regulation of DNA-templated transcription. Bases 1853 to 2530 code for a protein of 225 amino acids. Gene Ontology annotation, molecular function: protein binding; transcription coregulator activity. NCBI's taxonomy places the organism in Eukaryota, Viridiplantae, Streptophyta, Magnoliopsida, Fabales, Fabaceae. The record is from RefSeq and is a predicted model, not a curated record. Gene Ontology annotation, cellular component: histone deacetylase complex. The transcript has 7 exons.